This is a messenger RNA of Symbiodinium sp. CCMP2592, 2502 nucleotides long. The record is from the annotation of a GenBank genome assembly. Lineage: Eukaryota; Dinophyceae; Suessiales; Symbiodiniaceae.
AUGCAGAUUGGCGGCAGAAAAGGCCAACCAGUCCAGAUUGCCACGCAUGCCAUUCGAGCAUUCCAGAAGGCCUGCGUCGACAGGAAACGGUCUUGGGCCAUCCUGUUCGUCGACCUUAGAGAAGCGUUCCAUAGGGUCGUCCGCCCACUGAUACACGGAGGUAGCCUUAGUGAUGAACACCUUGCGGGAAUCAUUAAAGAAAUAGGCCUCCCCACGCAAUCAAUCCACAGACUCUAUGAGUAUGCCAGGGAACAGUCCUUGAUCCAGGAAGCCGGCGCUUCCACAUGGACUUCUCAAGUCAUGCGGGAAUUCAUGGAGGAUUCCUGGGUCACUUACGGAGAUUGUCCACAACUGGCCUCCGUUCGAGCCGGAACCCGACCGGGCGACAACUUGGCGGAUCUUGUUUUCACUUUCCUCUUCGCGGAAAUUCUGCAUCGAGUGCGCGAGCAAUUCCAACGGAGAGGUUUGUCGGUACACAUUCCCUGGAACCCUGAGUGGCUUUGCCGCAAGAAGUCAACGGCGGCGGCUGCCACAUGUUCUCCAGUUGACGCCACCUGGAUGGAUGACCUCGCUGUCAUCCUGACAGAUGCCACCGCACAGGGACUUUUGGCGAAACUAAAAGCUGCCACCUGCGUGACUCUAGAAGAAUGCUUAAAGGCAGCCCUGCUCCCAAACCUCCGUGCCGGCAAGACUGAGGCACUGGUUGCCUUGUAUGGACCGGGCUCCAAUACACUAGCAAAGGAAGUCUUCAGAGGAAAGCUUCCUCAGCUGCCCCUGGAUUCCUCCCUAUGGCCGGAAGCUAGUUUGGGUUUGGCAUCCUGCAUGCAAAGGGCAUUCAACAAGCAUCGUCGACAAGUCUUUGCUUCUCCCAUAGUGAGGAUUGCCGAAAAAGCCAUCCUGUUUACCUCACUCAUAGAGUCGACCCUGUACUACGGUGCAGGGACAUGGUCAGGCCUACGACCGGCAGACAUUGCCCGACUACAAAGUCACGUUGUUAACAUGGCACGCAGUAUGCUCUCGAACGGUCGAAAAGAGGCUGACCUUUGCCACGACAGUCACCACAGCAUCCUUGCUGCGGCUCGAAUCCCUACUGUAUCCACUUCACUCCAUGUGGAGCGGCUUCGUCACUUCAAAGCCACUGUUCUCAAAGCCACGGAUGAACUUUGGUCUCUCCUCCACCACGAAGCUGCUUGGAUUGACACUGUCCAAGACUCUUUAGGAUGGCUUCAGGAGCGGCACAGAUGUUGCUGUUCUGACUCCCCACCCUGGGCUGAUUGGGACUUUGCUGUGGGCUUCAUCCGGACCUCACCUGAGGCCUGGAAGAGAACUGUGAAUCGGGCCAAAUACAUCGCUACUCUGGAAGAACUCUGGCAAGCUGAACUGAAUAAGUUUAAAGGCCUUGCAUUUCGAGCAUUCCUGAAGGCUGGAGCCUGUCUACCUUCUAAUCUGCCACCUAGGCAGAGUGCUCAUGAGGUUUGCGAGAUCUGCGGUGUCGUUUUUGAUGACCUUCGUGCAUGGUCUCACCAUGCUUUUAAAAGGCAUGGGCGCCUCAAUCCAGUGCGACGUUUAGCACAAGGCACCCAAUGUGCUGUGUGCUUGGCUCACUUCCGUUCCAACAAAGGCUUAUGCAAUCACCUCGAAUAUGCCCGUAGAUGUCGACACGCCCUCAUCAAUCAGGGCUUUGAUUGUAUUGCUGAGCUUGGCACAGGGAGUAGGAAAUUCGACAGUGGCGCCCGAGUGCUGCUUCCUUCUGUGAGGGCGCAGGGUCCACUCCUUCAAUGGAACCAUGCCCCUGCCAUUGAUGAGCAGCAUCUCCCCUCUGAGCGGAUCCUGCGCGACUUGGAGGCCCUUUUCUGUCAUGAUGUCGGCACCUGUGUGGAUUGGUCUGCCUUUGUCGAUAGGCUUCAGUCCAUCUUCAAGGGCGAGUGCCUCCAACAGUCCAGACUCAAAGCCACUGCUGAGCAAUGGACCCAGCAGUUACAUCACACGUUAGACCAGGAUGACGACUGGAAUGUCCAAUGGGUUUCGUGGCACCUUCGGGCCGCACGUCUACUUCAGGAAGUCGACUUUGUCGAGUGGCUUGGCAAUGAGGGCUGCACGCCAUCCCUUGUUACUUCCACGUUUCGUGAUGCAGAGACCCUUACUCCAUGGUUGGACUUUUCUGGUGUCAUCAUCCCCACAGUUCCUGCACCUGUGCAAUUUGGUUUCUGCUUUUCUGCUGGUGCACCCAAGCCUCAGUGGCUUCACUGCCGUGCCGGGACAGACAAGGAGUGUUUUGCUUGCACGGAUUGGGCUGAUGCCGCAGGUGAAGACAAAUUGGUUUUCCUGUCCGGGGCCGGCCUCCGUGGCUCCUUCUCACUCCCCUUCCCACUCCGGUCCUUUGCUUCCAUUUCGGACCAAUUGACUCAACUCCGUCUCCUCUCUGACCUUGUCAGGGGAGCCUUCUUCCUUUGGACGAGCCACCUGCUUGUUUCUUCGCAAGAUCUCCUGCUCUACAGUUGA